AUGGCGGAGAUCCGGUCCAAGAACCUCUACGAGCUUCUUGGCAAUGACCCUGAACUCGACCCCAACAGAGCUCCCGAGCCCCCUACGAAAGCCGUAGACAGGCCCGCUCCCCGUGUUGGCAAGCGGGACGCUCCCAAGGAGGCCCCUGCCCAGCCCCGUGAGAACAACAACUCUCGCCGUGGUGGCCGUGCCACUGGCAACGAGGCCGCUUUCCGUGACCGCAACGCCGGCAGAAACAACAACCGUGAGAAGCCCACCGAUGAGAAGGACGCCCAACGGCGCGGAUUCCGCGCCCGUGAGGACCGUGGUGAGCGUGUCCGCCACGACCGCCAGUCCCGCACCGGCCAGACCGACACCCGCAAGCAGGUGAACCAGGGCUGGGGUAACCAGAGCGGCGAGAAGACCUGGGACGACGAGAAGGCCGGCGAGAACAUUGCUCAGACCGAUGAGACCGAGCCCCAGACCCCCGGCGAGGAGAAGCCCGAGGAGGCUGCCGACAAGUCCAAGUCCUACGCCGAGUACCUUGCCGAGAAGGCCGCCCAGGGUGACCUGAGCGCCAAGCCCGUCCGUGCUCCCAACGAGGGCACCAAGCUCGACAAGAAGUGGGCCGCCGCCAAGGAGCUCAAGCGUUCCGAGGAGGAGGAUGCCUACAUCAAGGGCAAGGAGGACAAGGCCAAGCGCGAGAAGCAGCGCAAGGAGAAGAACAUCCUCGAGGUCGACAUGCGCUUCGUUGAGGCUCCCCGCACUGGUGGCCCUGGUCCCCGUGGCCGUGGUGGCCGUGGUGGUCCCCGUGGUGGCCGUGGCGGCCGUGGCAACGGUCCCCGCUCCGAGCGCCCCGCUGCCGCUGCUGCUCCCACUGUCGCCGUCGACGAGAAGAACUUCCCCAGCCUUGGCGGCAAAUAA
Molecule: messenger RNA, 903 nt
Organism: Aspergillus vadensis CBS 113365
Lineage: Eukaryota; Fungi; Ascomycota; Eurotiomycetes; Eurotiales; Aspergillaceae
Gene: stm1
Product: putative telomere and ribosome associated protein Stm1
Exons: 5
Coding region: 1-903 (300 amino acids)
Cellular component (GO): cytoplasm; nucleus
Molecular function (GO): RNA binding
Source: RefSeq, a predicted model, not a curated record